Molecule: messenger RNA, 1481 nt
Organism: Colletes gigas
Lineage: Eukaryota; Metazoa; Arthropoda; Insecta; Hymenoptera; Colletidae
Exons: 1
Coding region: 550-1458 (302 amino acids)
Biological process (GO): positive regulation of cytoplasmic translation
Cellular component (GO): cytoplasm
Molecular function (GO): translation regulator activity; zinc ion binding; mRNA binding
Source: RefSeq, a predicted model, not a curated record
AUCCAUUAAACAGUUGUUGUUCUAAUUCAAUGUUACUUCAGGUUGUGGUAAUAAAGUUAUAUUGCCCCUUAUCGAUUCUUAAAUUUAAUCGAUGCAAAGAAUGUCAUCGGAAACGCAAACGUACGUCUGGUUGGCGUUGACGUUUGAAUGUGGCCUUUGAAGGUAGUCGAGUUGGUUGUGUGAGCACACAUAACCGAAGCCAACAAAGCAAAAGCCCAGCAGAACGAAAAGAAAGAAGAACUGCAAGCUAGUGAAGAUACAAAGGCGAACGUACUAAUAAUACACACAAUGGCCUAAACUAAUAACAGCAAACUGGAAUUUCAACUAGGGAGAGAUGACUGGGAAACGUAUACGGAAAGGUUAGAGCUAUAUUUUAUCGCGAAUGAUGUAAAAGUGGAAAAGCAAGCGGCAGUGUUGUUGACAAAGGUAAGCCCAGAUACGUACAAACUAAUACGCGAUUUAUGCGCACCCGUGGCACCGGGUACAAAAACAUUUUCAGAAAUUGUAAAAAAAGUAAAGGACCACUUAAACCCGAAACCAUCGGAAAUAAUGGAGAGAUAUAAGUUCUACCAAGCACACCAGGCACAGACAGAAAGCAUAGCCGACUUUACGGCAAGACUGAAGAGGCUUUCCACAAACUGUAAUUUUGCCGAUAUCGAAACAGCGUUAAGGGAUCAAUUAGUUUGCGGAUUGAAAGACCACGCGACAAGAGCCACAUUAUUUCGGGAAGAAAAAUUAACUUACGACCGAGAGUACAAAAUUUCUACUACAUUAGAAAUAGCAGAAGAGAAUGCCCUAUCAAUAGAUAGAUGGAGAGAAGAAGAUUUAAAAUCAGAUGUAAAUUGGGUACAGUCUAAGCAAAGAAUGCCUAGUAACCAGAGCUACAGGGGGACAUCAAGAGGGGGAAGCGUGACGCAGCGCGGAUAUAAGGCAGGACAAGGACCAAGCAACAGAGUUGCAGCACAAAGCACGUGGAAACUAAGUGUAAACACGGAUACACGAGGGACGGACAAUAGGACGUGUUAUUGUUGUGGUAAGCCUAACCACUGGGCUCGGGAUUGCUACCAUCGUUUCAACACGUGUAGCGUAUGUAAGAAGAGGGGUCACUUUUCAACAGUGUGUAGAGGACAAAAAACUGUAAAUCGCAUCGACGAAGGAGAACUCGAAACCGAGAGUCAGCAGAGGGAAGACUCAACGGACGAUUUUUUCAUGGUGCGAGAAAGCGAGAACACACAAGGAGCGGAAACAACGUUGGGCGCUGUUCAAACAAUAAGCAGCGGCGUGCGGGCAGACCCGAUGUAUUUAAAUGUAGUAAUUGAAGGCAUUAGCGUGAAAAUGGAAAUAGAUACAGGAUCGUGUACAAUGUGUAACGAUUUAUCGGCCCGCGGUCCUUAUGCGAAAACUGCCAAGGGCCGAUGCGUUGUGGCGGACCGACCGCCCAGCGCGCUUACAUGCUGAGGGACUUUUUCUGUGCCUCGUUU